Peronospora farinosa is the source of this 969-nucleotide messenger RNA. Lineage: Eukaryota; Oomycota; Peronosporomycetes; Peronosporales; Peronosporaceae. The record is from the annotation of a GenBank genome assembly.
AUGCCAUCCCGUCGCCCUCGCCGUCGCAGUUCCAGUCCUUCUGACGACACAGAGACUCGCAAAGUACUCCCAGCUCGCAGUUCUCGUGGUAGUCGUAUCCAUAAGCUCAUUGGUGAGGAGUUUGAAGCAGAUGCAUCAUUCUGGGGGCAAUCAGCUUGGCAGGAAGACGGUGAAGACGAGGAUUAUUCCACUGAAGCAGAGGAAGAAGACAUUGCCGACUCAGAUUUUGACCACGAAGAAGCUCCAGAUGAUGACGUACACGAUGUUGAUGAAGACGAAAAAUCCAUAAAACGUAAACGUUCCACGGUGAAUUCAGGACGAUACAAAGAGCCAGUUCAAUCUCGACCAAUCAAACGGAAAACUGUAACAACAGGUUUUAAUGUUCCAGGAGCAGCUACUGCUUCUUUGACGUCACUUUAUCAAUAUGUGGCGCCUACAAGGAGGUCUUCAACGGCCCAAAAGUCAUCCAUGUCAUCAGAAAUACGACGACGAGCGUCACAGGACGCGGCAAAAGUGGCUGCAAAACACAAGAAAGGGACGGUGGAAAAGACGGGCAAUCAAUUGACACAGGCUCAAUUGUUGGCGGAAGCUGUGAGGACAGAGGUAGAGAAUACGCAAUCAUUGCAGAGAUUGGAGCAGCUGGAGGAAGAAAAGAAGGCAGAGAGUGUAGCACCUAAAGUGCCAUUUACAGGGAGAAUGGUGCGAUAUUAUAGCAAAUUGGACGCACCCAAGACAAUCACGUUCUUGAAUACGUUAGAUUUUCCUCGAAUCUUUAAUCAGCCCAAGCCCAAGAAAAGAAUCAGUAUGCAACAACAAAAGAUCGAUAGGAUGAGACGUGAGGCGGAGGAAAAAGAAGAAGAGCAGGCUAAUGGAAGUGCGCAGGGUAAAGCAUGUGUUGAAGAGAAGGACGGUCAACAGCACGGCUUGGUACAGAACAGCAUACCAACACCUACGAAAGCGGCGGCUUGA